This is a messenger RNA of Saxophila tyrrhenica, 1503 nucleotides long. It is a transcript of the gene CLB2, whose product is annotated as G2/mitotic-specific cyclin. The transcript has 3 exons. The record is from RefSeq and is a predicted model, not a curated record. Gene Ontology annotation, cellular component: nucleus; cytoplasm; cyclin-dependent protein kinase holoenzyme complex. Bases 1 to 1503 code for a protein of 500 amino acids. Gene Ontology annotation, biological process: regulation of cyclin-dependent protein serine/threonine kinase activity; mitotic cell cycle phase transition. Lineage: Eukaryota; Fungi; Ascomycota; Dothideomycetes; Mycosphaerellales; Extremaceae. Gene Ontology annotation, molecular function: cyclin-dependent protein serine/threonine kinase regulator activity.
AUGCCUCCAACAAGAGCACCCCGACGUGCCGUAACGGACGAAAACGCAGAGAACGUGGGCACUACGCGCCUGACGCGUGCCAAAGCAGCCGCACUCGAUACUGUCGUCGCCGGCGAUCCACCUAAGAAGGCGCUGGGUGCCAAGCGCACGACCACAGCUCCCGCGAACGGCACUCUCGGAGCCAAGAAGAGGACCGCGUUGGGAGACGUCAGCAACGUCGCGAAGAAGGAACCAACUGAGAACGGCGAUGGCAAGAAGGAUACGAUGGGCAAGAAUGGAUCGCUACUGAAAGCAUCCAAGCCAGCCGGCAUCCAGAAGCAGCAACCACCAGCGCGGACCAACUCCACACGUACCGUUCUCGGUUCCAAGGCGGCCAACGCGACAUCAUCCGAGCUGAAGAGGCCUGCGAGCGGGUCUGGUGUCGGCGGCCACAUCACGAAGAAGAGGAACACGUCGGCGUCGAAGCCCUCCAAGCUGGACGAUGAUGAAGCAUCCGAGAAUGUCCCACCACCGAAGAACGGAUCGAAUGGCAGCUUCAAGACCGAACAGAAGUCCAAGACGAAGUCGAGACCGUCGAUCGAAGAGGUGUUUGACGAUGAUGCUGGACCAUCGUGGGAGGAGGUUGUCAAGGAUGCGAAGGACCUGGACGAAGAGGACCUCGACGACCCGCUCAUGGUGGCUGAAUACGUCCACGAGAUCUUCGAGUACAUGCAGGAGCUGGAGAUCUCGACCCAACCCAAUCCCGACUACAUGGACAACCAGACCGAGCUGGAGUGGAAGAUGCGCGGCAUCCUCGUCGACUGGCUGCUCGAAGUCCACACGCGCUUCCGCCUCCUCCCCGAAACCCUCUUCCUCGCCGUCAACAUCAUCGACCGCUUCCUCUCCAGCAAAGUCGUGCAGCUCGACCGUCUUCAGCUUGUCGGUGUCACCGCCAUGUUCAUCGCCUCCAAGUACGAAGAGGUCCUCUCCCCUCACGUUCAGAACUUCGUCCACGUGGCCGACGACGGCUUCACAGAGGCUGAGAUACUAUCCGCCGAGCGCUUCGUCCUCGCCGCUCUCGACUACGACCUCUCCUACCCGAACCCCAUGAACUUCCUCCGUCGCAUCUCCAAGGCCGACAACUACGACAUCCAGACCCGCACGCUCGGCAAGUACCUGCUCGAGAUCGGCUGCCUCGACCACCGCUUCAUCAAGCAUCCUCCUUCGCUCGUCGCCGCCUCGGCUAUGUACCUGGCGCGUCUGGCGAUGGACCGCGGCGAAUGGGACUCCACGCUGUCCAAGUACGCGGGCUACACCGAGCAGCAGAUCCAGCCGGUGUUCAAGCUCAUGGUUGAGUAUCUGUCAGGUCCAGUCCUGCACGAGGCAUUCUUCAAAAAGUAUGCUAGCAAGAAGUUCCUGAAGGCAUCCAUCGUCCUCCGCCAGUGGGCCAAGAAGUGGGCGCCGACCUACCUCGACAACGCGCCUGUCAACACCAGCAGCGCGAAGGCGACGCCUCGCUCAUAG